Helianthus annuus (common sunflower) is the source of this 327-nucleotide messenger RNA. RefSeq names its product polyubiquitin-like. Bases 1 to 327 code for a protein of 108 amino acids. The transcript is spliced from 2 exons. The record is from RefSeq and is a predicted model, not a curated record. Gene Ontology annotation, biological process: protein ubiquitination; modification-dependent protein catabolic process. Gene Ontology annotation, molecular function: ubiquitin protein ligase binding; protein tag activity. Lineage: Eukaryota; Viridiplantae; Streptophyta; Magnoliopsida; Asterales; Asteraceae. Gene Ontology annotation, cellular component: cytoplasm; nucleus.
AUGAAAAUAUUCAUCAUGACCCUCACCGGAGAAACCAUUAUCUACAAUGUGAAAGCAAAGAUCUAUGAUGGCGCUACUAUUGCUGAUUAUAACAUCAAGAGGGAAUCCACACUCACAAUUGUUCAUGGAGUCAUGCAAAUAUUCGUUAAGAUCCGCACCGAAAACUCGAUCACUCUAGAUAUCGAACCUUUAAACACCAUCCACAAUGUGAAAGCCAAGAUCUUCGAUAAGGAAACUCAUCUCCCACACGAUCUGGCACUGAUCUAUAACGGAAAGUUUCUCGACAAUGACUGUACCCUUGCUGACUACCACAUUGACAAGGAAUAA